Messenger RNA from Mangifera indica (mango), 1594 nucleotides. Its product is annotated as vacuolar-processing enzyme alpha-isozyme-like. The transcript has 11 exons. Gene Ontology annotation, biological process: vacuolar protein processing. Bases 78 to 1535 code for a protein of 485 amino acids. NCBI's taxonomy places the organism in Eukaryota, Viridiplantae, Streptophyta, Magnoliopsida, Sapindales, Anacardiaceae. The record is from RefSeq and is a predicted model, not a curated record. Gene Ontology annotation, molecular function: cysteine-type endopeptidase activity.
AAAGAGAUCUUAUUUUAAGUCAUUGAUGUAUUCAAGUGGAAGGAACUAGUUAUUUGGAAGUUUUUAUCAACAGUUGUAUGAAAACAUUGUUUCUUGUUCAGAUCUUACGUGGAGAUAAAGAGGUUAAUAUUGUCACGUCGUCACUAUCAAAUAACUGUUGCAGGUAUAUCACAAUGAAUUCUUCUAUUCUUGCUGCAAUUUUUCUACUUUCUCUCCUGAGUUUUGCUGUUGAAAGUCGAAAACUCGACCACAAUGAAUCUAGCACCGAUGGCACCCGAUGGGCGGUUCUGAUCGCUGGAUCAAAUGGUUACGAAAACUAUAGACAUCAGGCUGAUGUUUGCCAUGCAUAUCAAAUUCUGAAGAGUGGAGGAUUAAAGGAUGAAAAUAUAAUAGUUUUUAUGUAUGAUGAUAUUGCUUUUGCCAAAGAGAAUCCAACCCCUGGAAUUAUUAUCAAUAAACCAAAUGGCACUGAUGUUUACCAUGGAGUCCCCAAGGAUUAUACUGGUGAUAACGUUAGUGCCAACAAUUUUCUGGCUGUUAUUCUUGGAAACAAAACUGCUCUCACUGGGGGCAGUGGCAAGGUUGUAAAUAGUGGCCCAAAUGACCAUAUUUUUAUAUAUUAUGCUGACCAUGGUGCCCCUGGCCUUCUUGAAAUGCCUUGUGGUGGUAUUCUUUACGCAAAAGACCUGACUGAUGUAUUGCAGAAGAAAUAUGAAGCCAAAGCAUAUAAAAAAAUGGUAAUUUACGUUGAAGCGUGUGAGGCUGGGAGUAUGUUCGAAGGACUUCUUCCAAAAACUUGGAAUAUUUAUGUAAUGACAGCAUCAAAUUCAUCAGAAAGCAGCUGGGCUGCGUAUUGUCCUCAAUAUCCAGAUGAACAUAGUACUUGUUUGGGCGAUGUGUUCAGUGUUUCUUGGUUGGAAGACAGUGAGAAACAUGAUUUGCAGAUGGAAACCCUGGAGAAACAAUUUCGAGUGGUGAGAAAGAGAACAAGAGAUACUUAUAAAUUCAUGGGUUCUCAUGUAAUGAGAUAUGGAAGUGUAAAGGGAAUUCAAAAUGAUUCAGUCUCCACUUAUUUUGGAACAAAUCCGCAUAACUUCACUUUCAGGACUCAAACCUCUUCUUCUUUACCACCGAAAAUCCUAGUUCUUGACCAACGUGAUGCCGAUCUCAAUUAUCUUCAGCACAAGUUUAAUAAAGCACCUAAAGGUUCCAAUGAGAAGAUUGAGGCUCAAAAACGACUCAAUGAGAAAAUUUUUCAAAGACAACGAGAGGAUCUUAAUAUUCAACAAAUUUCAACAAUCUUAUUUGGCCCUAAAAAUGGACAAAAUAUGAUGCAAUAUGUUCGACCUAUUGGCCAACCUCUUGUCGACAAUUGGGAUUGCUUCAAAAUGCUUAUGGGACUUUAUGAAGAGCAUUGUGGAAGCUUUUCAACAUAUGGAAAGAAGUAUGCACGAGCAAUGGCAAAUAUGUGCAAUUAUGGGAUCAAUAAAGAGAGGAUGAUUAUGGCAUUAACCCAAGUUUGUAAACCAAAUUGAUUAAAAAUCAUUUACAUCAAAAACUAUUUCAGUAAUAAAUAUUUUGAUUUCUAAUUCAA